AUGCCGAUAAGCAGCCUCUUACGCACUCCUAAGUAUAAAUAUACAUAUUUAUCUUUAUUAAAUUCCGUACUUAUGGCCUACAACCAAAUGGAAAAGAUCUGGACAUCUGGACACAGUAUCAUCGUCAGGCUGCGAGGCCUUGUUAAAAUGAAGAUAUUAUUUCUGGUAACCUUUGUCAUGGCGGUUCUGGUCAUUUAUUCAGAACAGAGCGAGCCGAUUUGCACAUGUACAUGCAGAGACCCAAAUGAAGUUUACUCGGAAUGUGGAUCAGCUUGUCCUCCAAUCUGCAAUGUACCGCCUAUGCCGUGCAUUCAGAUUUGCGUAAAAGGAUGCUUCUGUGCAGCAGGAUACGUGCGGGAAUCGAACGCAUCUAACAGCAAAUGCAUCCCGAAGUCGCAAUGCCGUUAUUCUUGAUUACAGUUAUAAUAUACGAUUACAGGUUAUUUUGUUAUAACCAGAAAUUAUUUAUGGGACAUUUACUUUAAUAAAAGAUAUCCAAUUGUA
Molecule: messenger RNA, 504 nt
Organism: Cephus cinctus (wheat stem sawfly)
Lineage: Eukaryota; Metazoa; Arthropoda; Insecta; Hymenoptera; Cephidae
Product: cysteine-rich venom protein 1
Exons: 6
Coding region: 1-414 (137 amino acids)
Source: RefSeq, a predicted model, not a curated record